UUGGCCCAAGGAUUUCGUCGGGCCAAAAAACCCUGACCAUUGGUCCCGAGGAAGCCCCGGCGAGGCACGAUCAAGCCCCGGUAGUGACAGUGGAAACGCGACUGGCCCUGGCACACACUAGCACGCCCGGUCUUAGCUCGAUAGUGGAAACACGGCUAUUGUUUACAGUUAGAGCUCGAGUCCAGAGAUCAUGGCAGAAACCGCUCCAGCAGCUGCCGCCACCAAAGCAGCCAAGAAGAAGCCCGAAGCUAAACGCGAGAGAACAGGCCUGAGCCUCAGCGAGCUCGUCGUUAAUGCGGUGGCCGCAACGAAGCCGAACAGCGGGGACUCGCUCGCCGCCCUGAAAAAAGCAUUCGAUGCCUAUGGAAAGGCCCGCGCUAAAACUCGCUCCUCCAGAGCUGGACUGCGGUUUCCCGUCGGUCGUGUUCAUAGGCUUCUCCGCAAAGGUAAUUAUGGUGGGCGGGUUGGUGCCGGUGCUCCGGUUUAUCUUGCCGCUGUGCUGGAGUAUCUCACCGCUGAGAUCCUGGAACUGGCUGGAAAUGCGGCUCGGGAUAACAAGAAGACCCGUAUCAUUCCCCGUCAUCUGCAGCUGGCGGUGCGCAACGACGAGGAGCUCAACAAGCUUCUGGGCGGAGUGACCAUUGCUCAGGGCGGCGUGCUGCCCAACAUCCAGGCCGUGCUGCUGCCCAAGAAGACCGAGAAACCCGCCAAGACCAAGUAAACCGAGCGACGUUUCUCUUCUUCUUCAAUGGAUUUUUAUGUCAGUUGGCAUCCAAAGUGUUGCAUUACUGCGACGUUUCUCUUCAAACCAAAGGCUAUUUUAAAAGCAACCAAAUGCUUCCUUUAGAGAGCGAUUUCUUCUACCCAAUCUUAUAUAUUCAAUAAUUCUAUAUUUUCUAAAUAAAUAGACCAGUCUAUGAAACCGUUUUUCAUUCGGUCUUGUUCUAAAGAAUACACGUGGUUUCUAAAUGGUAAUAUCACAUUACAUUGUUAGCAGUACAAUCAAAAUGUAAACGUUUUGAAAAUAUUAUUUUUGUCAUGGCCAAAGAAACCUAAGCGGAUAAACUUGUGGGUUGUUUUAUAUAAUACAUUUUACACUAUAACUCCCAAUCCGACUUGGGUUUUCAUAAGACACCCAGCACAAUUUUUUUUUUCCUUAGGCGGGAAUCACAAACUCGUCUCUUUUGUUUGAAAACCAUAGACAGUAAAAGAAAUGGACACAGCGACCCCAUUGGAACUCAAUUGAGACAAUUGAAACCCAUUUUUCAAGAGGGUCUGGCUGCAGACAUAUGGGCGAGUGGAGCUCCACUCAAGAGCGGAAAUACGUCACCUGCACUAGCGACGCCGCCGCCAUGUUGGACCGGGCCAAACUUUCCGUAGAACUACGUCGCCUCCACUAAUGACGCGGCCGCCAUGUUGGUCCGGGUAACACUUUACGUAGAAUUACGUCACCUCCAUGGGGGCGAGUGGAGCUCCAUUUGAAAAUAUGUCACCUCCACCAAACUUUCGUUUUGUAUUACUUGUUGUAUACAUGUAUAAAGGGUGCUUUGCAAGUUAUGUCACCUCUUUUUACGUAAUGUUAAUAUGUUCUGUACUCUUAUCUUUGUUAAAUUUACCUAGUAGAAAUAAUAAAAAUAAUAUAAUAAUCCUUUACGGUUUAUGACACCACAGCAUUUUUUUUAUUCCCCCCCCCCAGCAAUUUGCACUACAGACAUCCAUUUGUUCAUGCUUGUUUUACCAAUGUACAACUGCCAAUGUAACAUUUCAUACAUUUUAGAAAGUUAACCUUGUUUUUAAUAUUUAGCAGUGAAAAAUAAAUGAAAUAUUAAAUGAAUUAUUAAAAUAAUACCUCAACCAGAA
Molecule: messenger RNA, 1860 nt
Organism: Carassius gibelio (silver crucian carp)
Lineage: Eukaryota; Metazoa; Chordata; Actinopteri; Cypriniformes; Cyprinidae
Product: histone H2A, sperm
Exons: 1
Coding region: 191-721 (176 amino acids)
Cellular component (GO): nucleosome
Molecular function (GO): structural constituent of chromatin; DNA binding; protein heterodimerization activity
Source: RefSeq, a predicted model, not a curated record